Messenger RNA from Scatophagus argus, 4304 nucleotides. RefSeq names its product serine dehydratase-like (gene sdsl). Gene Ontology annotation, molecular function: threonine deaminase activity; pyridoxal phosphate binding; L-serine ammonia-lyase activity. The transcript has 9 exons. Gene Ontology annotation, biological process: L-threonine catabolic process; L-serine catabolic process. Bases 201 to 1169 code for a protein of 322 amino acids. NCBI's taxonomy places the organism in Eukaryota, Metazoa, Chordata, Actinopteri, Scatophagidae. The record is from RefSeq and is a predicted model, not a curated record.
GAAGUUGCAGUGUCUUGCAUGCCCGACGCUGCCUUUGGGACAGGAUGUGCUACAUGCUAGCAUAAUGUAUAAUGUACUGUAACCUACCCUGCAAAUGUAAUAAACUUUGCGUAAAAGAUGUAGAUACGGAGAUACAGACACAGAUGUAAUUGGUCGCUCGUUCAACAAGGCAUUUUAUCCCAACUGAAAUCAGAUGCACCAUGGCGAAGCAUUUCCAUCUGAACACACCGCUGCUGGAGAGCAUCAGCAUGUCCAAACGCGUGGGAACCACCGUGUACUUGAAGAUGGAGAAUUCACAACCCUCUGGCUCCUUCAAGAUCCGUGGCAUUGGACACCUCUGCCAGCAGCUCGCCAGACAGUCCAGAGGAGUUGUCUGCUCUUCAGGUGGUAAUGCGGGUAUGGCUGCAGCCUACGUAGCCAGAAAAAUGGGUUUGCCAGCCACCAUCGUUGUUCCCUCCUCCUCUCCUCAGCUGGUCGUUCAGAGACUCCAGGAUCAGGGUGCUACUGUCAAGAUUACAGGCAAGGUUUGGGAUGAUGCCAAUGCAGAAGCUCUUAGAAUGGCAGAAACGGAAGGACUCACUUAUGUUCCUCCGUUUGACCAUCCCCUCCUGUGGCAGGGCCACGCCAGUUUGAUCAUGGAGGUGGCAGCCUCUCUGGGCCCUGAUGUGAAGCCUGGUGCUGUGCUGGUGUCUGUGGGCGGAGGGGGCCUCCUCUGUGGGGUCAUUCAGGGCCUGAAGGAUGUAGGCUGGACGGACGUGCCCAUCAUCGCCAUGGAGACGGUGGGGGCCGACUGUUUCAACGCUGCGAUUAAGGCGGGGAGGGUGGUCACUCUGGAUGACAUCACUAGUGAGGCUAAAUGUCUCGGAGCAAAGACGGUUUGCAAGAAAGCGUUUGAGUACAGUCAAAGCGGCGAGCUUACGAUCAUAUCUGAGCUCGUGACUGACCAGCAGGCUCUGCAGGCUGUCGAGACGUUUCUGGACGAGGAGCGUGUGUUGGUGGAGAUGGCAUGUGGAGCAGCGUUAGCGCCUGUCUAUACCGGACUUAUACACCAACUACAGAAUGAAGGUAGGCUGCCUACACUGUUGGGCCCCCUGGUGGUGAUCGUGUGCGGUGGCAGCAGCGUGGACAUGAAGCAGCUGGCCAACCUCAAACACAAACUGCAGACAUAAAGUACUCGUAAAGUAAAUGUAAAUGUGUUUCUUUGUGAUUGGGGAUAAAGAUGAAUUUCUACAAGAACUAAAGACGUGUAUCAUCCAGUUUAGAAACAAAUGAGUUUGAAUUGCUGGUAAUUUGUGAAUUAGUGCUUCUAAUAUUGCAGUGGAAUUUUUAAGUCACAUAAAAUAUAAAAACGCUAUGAAGUUAAUAUCCAUUAUAAAUAAUUGAGUGAGUCAUUACAUGUGAAUAUGUUAAAAUCAGGCUCAGCUCACUAUAAACAGUCAGAAUUCACAUACCAGGUUUCUCCACAUGGUGGUGUCACAGUUCACUGUUCACAAAUACACCAGCCAUCUGCAGAGUCACAGUCAGAUCCACAAAACGUAAUCAUCAAUAUCAAUCAGCCACGCUCAUUUGCUAAAAAUUAGUUUUCCUCAUAGAUUUUACAUGAAUUUGAGGACACUACAUCCAAGUAUUUGUGUAUUUGAGUCCUCUCUUUUGUAGAUACAUUUGCAGUCUUAGAUUGUUUUUUCCAGUGCAGUCUUUUUAAAUUUAGUAGUCCAGUCAAUUUGAGUUAUAUGUGGGAGGUUAUUACCAUGGAAACAGCUCCUCACUGUCCUGCCUGCGUCAGAGAAGUCAGUGGAAAAGUGUUGCAUUUAACAACCUGUUGAUAGUCUUUGCCUUCUUCACUCCAAGAUGGUUGCAUAAGAUAUUAGGUUCACAAAGAGUACAAGCAGAAAAUGGACAUUGUAACAUUGCAAUCACUUUCAGGCUCACUUGAUGUAGUUUUAAAAUAAAAUAAAAUGGAGUAAAAAUGGCAGGUCUGACAGUGCAGACUUUACAGACAAUGCAGCCUGUUUACAUAUCUGAAAUAAUAAUGUAGUUUCUGGUAUUUGUCAGUUUGAAUUUUUAGCUCAAAGUCUGCAUAAUAGAUUUCUUCUAGAUGUGUCCUUCAUCAAAUGGAGUCUGCUCAGCAACAGAGACAAUUUGGUUAUAAGUUAAAAUAUGGUAAAUAUGGAACUUUGGUCGUCAGAUAACACAAUGACUGUGUGAGGAGUAAAAAUUAAUAAAGUAAGUAAUAACAUGAAAACAAUUAUUUAAAUAAAAACUAGAACUAGAGACAAUUCAAGCAACAGAUGGAAUAGGAGGUGGUUGUUUUGACAAACCACUCUUGCGUGAAGCAUUGAAGUAUUUCCACCUAUGUGUCACUUCUGCUGUAUACUGGAGUAAUCAGUCAGUCAGUCAGUCAGUCAGUCAGUCAGUCAGUCAGUCCCUCAGUCAGGGCUGACUGAGGGACUCCCAGAAUGGAUGGAAACAUUGGUAUUAUGCGUUUUUUCUUUUAGGCACAAGCUUUUUACAAGAUGGACAUCUUAUAUUGCAUUCUGCUGGACAGAUCACUUGUUUAUGCAGAAAAGCACACAACUGGAUUUCAAAGAGCUUAAAAUCAAUUAUCACUGUCUUAUUCUAACUUCCAGUAACAAUAGGUUAAUAAAGAGACAGAUAUGUUGAGGAUUUCUCUAAUCCCUGUGCUUAUUUGGAGUGAAUAAGUUUAACGGAAGUGAGGUUAUAUAAGUCAGUGUUUUGCAAAUUAUGAAACCCCUCUCGUUCAUUCAUGUGUGGCUGAAAACACAUAAUGCCUGCUCCUCUGAAUAACCAGUUUUCCAGGCAGCACCACAGCUGCAGUAGGCUGACUGAAGACUGUAAUUCCCAGGAUGCCUGUUGGUGUUCACACUAAAGUGUCUUACAUGGAGUGAACAGGACUGUGUCAUACAUUCCUACUCUCUCAUGUCAGAGUCCAUUCAGAAGGAAACUCUCAUGUGAAUGGACUGAGUGGGGAAAUAGCAGGUGUUUUUUUUUUUUCAAUGGGCUAGCAGUCAUCUGAUUACCUGUACAGAUGGGUGAUUUUUACAAGAUGACAAGUUCUAUUUUAGGCCCAUGCUUGAUUAAAUAACAGCCGGAGUAAAUAAUCUAUGUGUUCAGAUGAACCUGCCUGACCCACAGCUGUGCUCCCUCCUCUGGCGAGUGUGAUUUGGGCAGCCUGCGGACGGAGAGGCUAAUGGAUGUGCCAGCUCAUUUCUAUGACAACAGGAAGGAGCUGCUUUGAUGAGCCCAGCAGAGGGCAUUUGAGCUGCAGCUAAAAAUAGGACAAAGUAAACAAGAAUGAAUGGCAAAGAGACACACAGUGCAGCUCUGUGUUUAUGUGUGUAUGUAUCGAUGAACAUGUGCACAUUUUGCAAUCUUUUUCUGAAACACCUGUGUCGUCUGUCUCCUUUUUGGUGUCCAUACACUAUUGGAAAACACCAGGUUGAUGCCCCCCCCGUCGUGAAGUUUUUUAACACAUUUUCAGCUAACUUAACUUAUUCCACUCUGCACAUGGUGCACCACAUCUAGAUAAAAGUAUUUUUCCAGUAUUUUUUCCAAAAGCCGUUUCCUAAUCCAUCUGGACAAACACACUGUAGGUGAAACCCUAUUUGUGCUUGCACAUCAAGAACCAAAAUCAAAUCAAUUUAGUUGACAUUUUUACAUUCAAUUGAUAUUUUCUGUAAAAAUAAAAUUAUAUAUAUAUAUAUAAGUUUAUUACAGUGCAAUGGUGACAGUGACAGAAUAAAGACUGCAAUUUAAGAAAACAAAUGUAAAUAGAAAAUACACAGGCAAAUGAAAAAAACAUCCAGUCCAUUUUUCCCUUUAAUGCAGGUGAAAAUGAUUUACAUGAAAGAAUCUGAAAGGGGAAAAAAAUCACACUUACAGACAUGUAACCUUUAACAAUAAGUCACAAAGAAAUAUUGCUUCAAAACUGUGGAGAAAACUUUGCUUUUGUCCACAAUCGAAUUGCUGUUUUGUGCUGAAUGAUUUGCCUGCUUGGAUGAGCAAAUGAGAAAUAAAAGAUACCUCAGAAUGUUGACUUGAAAGAUGAGAUGGGUGUCAGUAAUCAGUAGAGACUUGUUGAAAUCUGAACCUCAUUAUGCUGGGAAAUCUCAGAGUUUGAAGCACAAUAAGUGCACAAAUAUUAAAUAUCAUUUUACUGCACUCAGCCAUCCCUCUCUUCUGUUUGGCAGUUUUCGUGUAUAGAUAAUACAAUUUAAACUGCAUGACAGGUUACAUUACAAAGCCCUUUUCAAAUAUGCAAUUGAUAUGUGUAUGUAUCUCUUGUU